ACUCCCAGAACAUCAAAGCAUAGCUCAGCCCUCCAGCCCGACCCGGUCAGUGCGCUGGUACACUACCCCCACAAGCUCGAAGAAGCAGCGGUACUUUAACAUGGCUCCUCUUUCGUCCAAGGCCGUUGCACUCGUUGCACUGUCCUCCCUCCUCGUCACCUACGCCGCCGGCGCCGGGAACUUCAACGAUUCCGCCUUCACCGCCGACCCCAACUGGGAGGACGCCAGGGCCACCUGGUACGGCGCGCCCACCGGUGCCGGCCCCGACGACGACGUAAUCGAUGUGCAUUCAGGUGGUGCGUGCGGGUUCAAAAACACCAACCAGUACCCCUUCUCCUCCAUGACAUCGUGCGGCAACGAGCCCAUCUUCAAGGACGGCAAGGGAUGCGGCUCCUGCUACCAGAUACGAUGCACCAACGACCAGUCCUGCUCCGGCAACCCGGAGACGGUGGUCAUCACCGACAUGAACUACUACCCGGUUGCCAAGUACCACUUCGACCUGAGUGGCACCGCCUUCGGCGCCAUGGCCAAGCCCGGCCUCAGCGAGAAGCUCCGCCACUCGGGCAUCAUCGACAUCCAGUUCAAGAGAGUGCCGUGCGAGUUCCCCGGUCUCAAGGUGACGUUCCACGUGGAGCAGGGGUCGAACCCGGUGUACUUCGCGGUGCUGGUGGAGUACGAGGACGGCGACGGCGACGUGGUGCAGGUGGACCUCAUGGAGGCCAACUCCGGGACGUGGACGCCGAUGCGCGAGUCAUGGGGGUCUAUCUGGCGGCUGGACUCCGGCCACCGCCUCCAGGCGCCCUUCUCCAUGCGCAUCACCAACGAGUCCGGCAAGACGCUGGUGGCCGACAAGGUCAUCCCGGCCAACUGGGCGCCCAGCACCUUCUACCGUUCCAUCGUCCAGUACAGCUGAAGCUGCUGAACUGAACUCAUCAUUUGGAAUCAUGCAUGCAUUGGCUUGAUUUGGUAUUUGUACUACCAUGGAUCGUUUUGCAUGGGUACUACUGAGGAGGUUUUUGAUUAAUUAAGGUUGGGUCAUCGGGUGUCAUGUAGGCGUCGUCGUGCAUGUGUGUCUUGAAUACGUCGGUGGGAUAUGGAGGAGGGGCACUUUUGCAUGUGCACUCCCGCGCCCACCGUCACUGUACCAGUGUGUAAGCAGACCAUAAGUUAUUACUGUUUGUGUGUA
This is a messenger RNA of Triticum aestivum (bread wheat), 1186 nucleotides long. Its product is annotated as expansin-B3. Gene Ontology annotation, biological process: sexual reproduction. Gene Ontology annotation, cellular component: extracellular region. The record is from RefSeq and is a predicted model, not a curated record. Bases 101 to 913 code for a protein of 270 amino acids. NCBI's taxonomy places the organism in Eukaryota, Viridiplantae, Streptophyta, Magnoliopsida, Poales, Poaceae. The transcript has 4 exons.